This is a messenger RNA of Caenorhabditis angaria, 3090 nucleotides long. The record is from the annotation of a GenBank genome assembly. NCBI's taxonomy places the organism in Eukaryota, Metazoa, Nematoda, Chromadorea, Rhabditida, Rhabditidae.
AUGUACAUCCUAUUGAUUUUCCUCCUCUUCCUCUACCCAAAACUCAUCUAUCCGGCCCAACUUCGGGCCCAAAUCGGCCUCGGAUCUAUAGAAGGCCGUUUCUGGAACAUCUCACUGAAUCCAUUUGCGGAUCCCAGUGAGAAGCCGGAAAAUCGGAGGGUUCCCGUGAGCUCGGCGAUUGUUUUCCUGGGCAUUCCUUUCCUGGAGCCACCGGUGGGCGAGCUGCGAUUUGAAGAGCCUCGGGUGCUCAGGAGAAGCUGGAGGGGAGUUCGAGCAACUAAGGAGUUCAGCAAGGCUUGUUGGGCAAAGAAGUAGUGAGUUAUGGGAACUCUGGGAGAAGGGUUAGGCUUAGAUAAAUUGUUAGACUUAGGCUUAGCAAAAAUGUUAGGCUUAGCAGAAAUGUUAGGCUUAGCAAAAAUGUUAGGCUUAGCAGAAAUGUUAGGCUUAGCAAAAAUGUUAGGCUUAGCAGAAAUAUUAGGCUUACCAAAAAUGUUAGGCUUAGUAAAAAUGUUAGGCUUAGGCUUAGCAAAAAUGUUAGGCUUAGCAAAAAUGUUAGGCUUAGGCUUAGCAAAAAUGUUAGGCUUAGCAAAAAUGUUAUGCUCCUGGGCUUGAAAUCGUCCAAAUUUCAUGAUUUCUACCUUGAAAUCGGUAAUUUUCUCAAUUUUCAAGCUCCUGGGCUCAAAAUUGUCAAAUUUCCUUAAUUUCUAGCUCAAAAUUGUCCAAUUCUGACUCAUUUUUCAGCGAGGUGCCUGUUGCAAGAUCGGAAGAUUGUCUCUACAUGAAUGUGUUCACCAAUGAGUACUGUAUGAAAAAGGUAUGGGCCCCCGGGGCCCUGCUCUUUUCAGGGCUCAUCAAAAAUCCUUCCAGAAGAACUGCCACGUCAUGGUCAUCGUGCACUACGGUCAAAUGUACCGCUUCUCGCCGCAAGCCGUGCGUCAUGACGUCAUCAUCCAGGAAUACGUGGCAGCGAAUAUCAUUGUGGUGAUUCCGCCAUUCCGCAUGGGAAUUUUCGGAUUCCCGAACUUCGGGGCGAAUCGGAAUCUGGGAUUGCUAGACCUGAUCGAGGGAUUCAAAUGGGUUCAGCGGGAGAUCGGGAACUUCGGAGGUGAUCGGGGAAAAGUGACAGCUCAUGGCUAUAGCUCGGGUGCAUUGCUCAUCGCAAUCUUGAGCACCCUUCCCGAAACCAGGGGGCUCUACGGGAGACAGGUUAUAAUGAGCCCCGCCGUUUUUACCCUGCUCAGCUCUGGGGGAAGCGUCAAGGUUACCAGGAGGAUUGCGGAAAAGGCAGGGUGCCCUAUGUUGGACCCGGUAACCUGCUUGCGGAAGAUUUCCGCGCGGCAACUUUACAAUAUCCAGGAGGACACCUAUUACAAUGAGCAAUAUCUGCCAAAUCGCCCGUUUAUUGAUGGGAAAUUGGUGCGCGGAAGUGUUGCGGAAAUGAUCGCGCGGAAGGAUUUUGCGAAGCGGCACACAUUUAUUGGAGCGGUGCGGCAGGAGUUUUAUACUACGCUGGAUUGUGAGGAUCGGGAUGGAAAUGCGAUUUUGGGGAGGUGGGAAAGUGUAGUUUGAUCUUGAGAUUUUCUAGUUUGGUUUUUUGAGAAUGUAGUUUGAUCUUCGAAAAAUGUAGUCUGAGCUUCUGAAAAUGUAGGGUGACCCUAAGGUUCUCUAGUUUGAUCUCAAAAUUUUCUAGUUUGAUCUUUUGAAAAUGUAGUUUGACAUCGAGAUUCUCUAGUCUGACCCCUACAUUUUCUAGUUUGAUCCUUGGAUUAUCUGGUUUGAUUUUCUGAAAAUGUGGUUUGAUCCCCAGAUUUUCUAGUUUAAUUUUGAAAAUGUGUAGUUUACUCUUCAUAUUCUCUAGUUUGAUCUCAAAAUUUUCUAGUUUGAUGUUUAGGCUUCUCUACAUAGUUUCACCCUUAAAUUUUCUAGUUUGGCUUCUGGUUUUUCUAGUUUGGUUUUCUAAAAAUGUAGUUUGAUCUUCAGGCUUCUCUAGUUUGAUCCCAAGAUUUUCUAGUUUUAUCCUUGGAUUUUCUAGUUUGACAUCUGGUUUUUCUAGUUUGGUUUUCUCAAAAUGUAGUUUGAGCUCAGGGUUUUCUAGUUUGAUCUUCAGACUUCUCUAGUUUGAUCUCAAAAUGUUCUAGUUUAACCUCUAGAACUGGAGAUUCUCUAGUCUAACUCUCUUCAUCUCCUCUGCGUCUCUAACCCUCCCACACUCUCUAACCCUCUCUAUUUCCAGUCUUCGACAAACCUGCCGACUUCUAGCCCUAGAGUACGGUUAUCAAACUCAAGCCAUCCAAAAAUGCGUGGAUUUUUAUUCGAGAAGUACGGUAGAGAGUACUGUAGAUCUCUAGUUUACUAAUGCACCUUUAAUUCUAGAAAACUACGCAAAAAUGCUGACAGACGAUUUUUUGAGCUUCAUCCCUAUUCUCGAAUUUGCCAACGCGAAUUAUUCACCUGAAAAUCGAAGCCACGUGUAUUUAUAUAGCUAUAGCUACAGUAAUCUGAAAAUUUUGGAUGAGGAUUUCGUGCCAAGACCCUCACACGGCCACGAUUCCACGUUUCUCUACGCUAGAACCCGCGCGAAAUUUGAAAACGUCACCAGGGAUACGGUAGUCGCGCGAGCUUAUAAUGGAUUUGCUAGGGAUUUUGUGAAAUCCAGAUCACCCUGGCUACCGUAUGAGCCCCAAAAAAUGCGAUUUUUCGAAUUCAAAUCUGAAAAUUUUGCUGAAAAUUCGAUGCGUGAGAGGUUUCAUGGAGAAGCUUGGGAAUUCUGGAGGAGUUUGGAUAAGUUCAGAAAAAAAUCUGAAAUUUCCAGACAUUCGGAGAGUUUUGAUAUGAACAUUCUACAUUUUUAUGGGUAUUUUAAAAGUGAGUUAGGCUAAGUCCUGGAAAAGACCUGAAAAUUUCCGAUUUUCAGCCAAGCUCAUCUAUCAAAGCUUUAAAGACAAAUCGGCACCGGCUAUCAAAAUCCUGCUGGCUGAAACUGAAAAUCAUCUGGAAUCUCAAAAACCUUCGAGAUUUCCAGUUUUUCUGAUUCUUCUUGCUGUAUUUUUUGUGUUUUUGUACAAUUCUAUGAGAGAAAUGAUUUUCUAG